Cicer arietinum (chickpea) is the source of this 895-nucleotide messenger RNA. RefSeq lists its product as uncharacterized. The record is from RefSeq and is a predicted model, not a curated record. NCBI's taxonomy places the organism in Eukaryota, Viridiplantae, Streptophyta, Magnoliopsida, Fabales, Fabaceae.
CUCUUUCCUCUUGUGAACAACAAUGAAGAUUUCACUAUUUUUGAGUGUCUUGACAGUUUCAAUAUUGGGAAUAUAUUCAGAAGUUAACAUUCCAGCACCAUGCAAGCGCAUUGAGUGUCCUAUAUAUGACGUCAUCGAAAAUGGAAAAGACUAUCAAAUCCGACGCUACAAUUCAUCUGUUUGGAUUUCUAAUCCUCCCAUUCGACAAUUUUCUAUUGUUACAGCUAAUGCAAUUGGUGUCACGAGAUUAUUUAGAUAUAUUCAAGGUAAUAACGACAACAAACAGAAAAUAGAGAUGGCAGGACCAGUGCUCUCUGAAGUGAUACCUAGUGAUGGCUCCUUUUUUAAAUAUUCAUAUAUUGUAAGCUUUUAUGUGCCUAAAAAGAACCAAGCAAAUCCACCACCUGCAAAGGGUCUUCAAGUUCAAAGAUGGAAAAAUGUGUAUGCAGCAGUUAGACAGUUUAGUGGAUUUGUGAAUGACAAAAAUGUUGCAGAACAAGCUGCGGCAUUGAAGGAUAGUAUCAAUGGUACUAAAUGGCUAUCUGCUAUUGAAAAAAGUCAUAAAGCUUCUAAUUUCUCCGUGGCUCAGUAUAAUUCCCCUAUUGAAUUAUUUAAUAGAGUGAAUGAGAUAUGGUUGUUGUUUGAAUUGUAAAAUUAAUGCUAUGUCAAAUAUAAUAGACAAUAAAAUCAUUAUGAAAUAAUAUGGCUGUUGAAAUAAUAUGGAUUUUGGUAGUCUUUGUUUUGCACCGAUUCUUUACUUUUAUGUUGGUGUUGGAGGUGUGAAGGAUUUGAGGAAGUUUUUUACUUGCGCUGAGGUGAUUCAAUUGUAAACAAAUUGUUCUUGAAAUUGUCACUAAUAAGUGAUGUUAAGAAUGGGAUCUCUCUUUUUCUCAAA